Molecule: messenger RNA, 3879 nt
Organism: Austrofundulus limnaeus
Lineage: Eukaryota; Metazoa; Chordata; Actinopteri; Cyprinodontiformes; Rivulidae
Gene: aacs
Product: acetoacetyl-CoA synthetase
Exons: 18
Coding region: 135-2198 (687 amino acids)
Biological process (GO): positive regulation of insulin secretion; lipid metabolic process
Molecular function (GO): acetoacetate-CoA ligase activity
Source: RefSeq, a predicted model, not a curated record
ACGCUCUACCUUUGGCAGGACUUUAUCUAGCAGCCUCUUGUGCGCUUGUGCCAUUCAAACAGAGCAGCUAGCUACCGCGCCGGGGACUUCACAAAUACCUUACCUCCAAGACUAGUCAGUUUUAGCUUUUAUUAAUGUUGAGCAGCUGUCAAAAGGGCGCAACAAAGAUGUCCAAAGACACGGAAGGAAAGAGCGAGAAAAUUAUGGAUAUGGACAGCAAGGUGUUGUGGUACCCGGACUCUAAGAGGAACACAAAGAUGGACAAAUUCAGGAUACAGGUCAACUCGGACUACGGGCUUAAUCUGGUUAACUACAGUGACCUUUACCAGUGGUCGGUGGACAAUUACCCAGAAUUCUGGACAGAAGUGUGGCGUUUCUGUGGAGUAGUCAGCUCCAAACCAUACGAGGAGGUGGUGGAUGCAUCCAAGCCAAUCUCAGAUGUUCCUGAGUGGUUUAAAGGAGCUCGACUCAACUACGCUGAGAAUUUGCUUAAACACACAGACCAGGACAAGGUGGCUCUGUAUGCUGCGCGAGAAGGGAAGGAGGAGAUUUCGAAGGUAACAUUUGGAGAACUGAGGCGUGAUGUGGCGUUGUUUGCUGCAGCCAUGAGGAAGAUGGGCAUCCAGACUGGAGACAGGGUUGUCGGCUACUUACCCAAUGGUGUUCAUGCAGUGGAAGCCAUGUUAGCAGCUGCCAGCAUCGGAGCCAUUUGGAGCUCCACAUCUGUCGAUUUCGGAGUUAAUGGUGUCCUUGACAGAUUUUCUCAGAUCCAGCCCAAACUGAUCUUCUCAGUUGCUGCUGUGGUUUACAACGGUAAAACCCACGACCACAUGGAAAAACUGGUUAAUGUUGUGAAAGGUCUUCCUGACUUGAAUAAAGUCGUUGUGAUUCCCUACGUUCGCUCCAAACAGGAGAUCGACCUCUCCAAGAUUCCCAACAGUGUAUUCAUCGAUGAUUUCUUGGCAUCUGGACGCGGCGAGGCUGAUCAGUUUCCUCAGCUGGAGUUUGAGCAGCUUCCUUUCAGUCAUCCUCUGUACAUCAUGUACUCAUCAGGAACCACAGGAGCUCCUAAAUGUAUGGUCCACUCAGCCGGGGGCACUCUCAUCCAGCACCUGAAAGAACACAUCCUCCAUGGCAAUAUGACCACCAGCGAUGUUAUUAUUUACUACACCACGACUGGCUGGAUGAUGUGGAACUGGCUGGUGUCCUCCUUGGCAGUGGGGGCCUCGGUGGUUUUAUACGAUGGUUCACCAUUAAUGCCAACGCCCAACGUACUGUGGGACCUGACAGACCAGCUGGGUAUCACCAUCUUUGGCACUGGGGCUAAGUGGCUGUCUGUGCUGCAGGAGAGGAACCUCAAACCCUUGGAAACUCACAACCUCCAGUCUCUCCACACCAUCCUGUCCACAGGAUCUCCCCUCAAACCUCAGAGCUAUGAUUACGUCUACCGCUGCAUCAAGAGCAACGUGCUGCUGGGCUCCAUCUCAGGUGGCACUGACAUUGUGUCAUGUUUCAUGGGUCAGAACCCAACAGUUCCAGUGUAUCGGGGAGAAAUCCAAUCAAGGAAUCUUGGUAUGGCUGUAGAAGCCUGGAGCCUUGACGGUAAGCCUGUUUGGGAAGAGAGUGGAGAACUUGUCUGCCUGAAGCCGAUCCCCUGUCAACCGACUCAUUUCUGGAAUGACGAGAACGGGAGCAAAUAUCAUAAAGCCUACUUUUCUACGUUUCCUGGGGUGUGGGCUCACGGAGAUUACUGUAAAAUCAACUCGAAGACAGGAGGCAUCAUCAUGCUAGGCAGAAGCGAUGGUACGCUGAACCCUAACGGAGUCCGUUUUGGGAGCUCUGAGAUCUACAACAUAGUGGAGGCUUUCGAGGAAGUGUCAGACAGUCUUUGUGUCCCCCAGUACAACGCAGACGGAGAAGAGCGAGUGAUUUUGUUCCUAAAGAUGGCACCCGGGAAGCUCUUCUGUCCAGAGUUGGUGACAAAGAUUAAAGGAGCCAUCAGAAAAGCUUUGUCUGCCCGACACACCCCUGCCUUGCUGCUGGAAACCAAAGACAUUCCUUACACCAUCAGUGGUAAGAAGGUGGAGGUGGCCGUGAAGCAGGUUCUUGCCGGGCGUGAAGUGGCACAAAGAGGAGCGUUCUCCAACCCGGCCUCACUGGACCUCUACAAGAACAUUCCAGAGCUGCAAAACUAUUAGAGAUGAAACUGGACAGAGUGAGCGGGAAGAUCUGCAAAUCACAACCUUCUAGAGUCGUUUCCAACAUAAUUAAAGCUAGUUUACAGAAUAGGGCAAACUGCAGAAUAUGGAGACAUUUUGAGGUUUAUGUUCCUGGGGAGGGAAAAAAGAAAAAUAUUUAUGUUUUAUUAAAUGAUGGAAUGAGGCAGGGGAAAAACUUUAAAAAUAAAAAAAGCAUGAGGCACACUAGUCCAUAGGCUUGCCUUUUAARAACACCAUUAUGCAGCUCUUAGUCAGCCGUGUUGUAAUGUAAAACUACAUUAAGCUUUAGGUGGGGUAUGAUGUUCACAACAGCGUUUGGGAAUAAGUUUAUGCUCUAAAACUAGCAAAGAAAAAAGUUAAGCGAAGCAUUGAGCGCUUUGCUUCACGUUCUCAAUUUAAUUCUUAUCAUCUAUUGGAGAAUCGUUAUCUUUCUGCGUCAUCUGCUUCUAACCCCAAAGCCAGUUCUGUGCGGAGAUCAGAAUAUAAUCUGUGGAGAUGUGGAGAUAAAUACACACAGAGUGUGCAGGAUUAACACCUGAGCUUGGCUCAUGUCACCAUAUCAUUAUUAUAUGGUGUUUUGUUAGUGUAUGUAUGUGUGUCUGAAUGAAUAUAUAUAUAGUAUACAUAAGAUAUGARGAUUGAUGUAUAUUUUUAAACCAUGAAUUUGAAUUUAUAAUUGUGUGUUUAAAGAUAGUUACCCAAACUCAACCAAAGUGACUUUAGGAUUUUAGAGGAAUCGAACACAGAAGCUGAAGUUUGCUCGACUGAACUAGAAAUUCACCUUUUAAAGAACUCGUCUAACAGAACUAUUUUCUUUCCAAAUUUGUAGUGAAACUUAGCCUUUUUCCAAUGGAGACCAACACUACUGACUAAUGUUGAAGGGAAGCGUUCAUCCUUCAGACUGGAUGUUAUUUAUUAAGCCAUCGCACCGUUUAGCUGAGUUAAAGAUUGAUCUGACAGAACAYGAAUGUUCACUUCAUCACAAAAGACUGUAUUUGUCAGCUGUAUUCCAUGUGUGUUCGUACUUUUAAAACAAUGUAUUACCUUAUCUACAGGCUGUUUUUACACGGGAAAAAAGAACUAUUUAUGCAUAAAAAAAGCUUUAUGUGUGAGGUACAACCUUGAGGAAUAGAACGGUCAACUUUAUUGGUCAGAAUGAACUGUUGAGAAAUCACAUGUACAAAUGUCAGAGAUGCACAAGCAUCAAACAUCAGAAAAAAAAGUUAAAUGCUUAAAACAAAACAUUAAUCACAUGUUAUCCGAAACCUAAACUUUUCUGAAGUCCAGCCAUAUUUGCUUCUUAAAUUAGACUAACAUUUAAAAAAGUUUUUCAUUGUAAUGUGAAGUGACUUCAACUAGCACRAUAAAAACAAUGUUUUUAAGACUGGAUCCUCUGGUUGAUGAUGUGCAUUAUAGGGUCAUAAAACAUUAUUUGUUUGAAAAUAAAUACAUUAAAAGCUCUGAAAGGUACAUGUAAUUUCUCAAAGCCRAAUUGAUUUAUUAACAAAAGAAACAAAAAGACUGGGAUUAUGUUUGGUCAACUUUGCACUUUAGGACAGUAUUUAUGGUGAAACAUGUUGAAUCUACUGCUCUAUGUGUUUAUGUAUGUUUUUUUAAUUUGAAUUAAAGUGUCUUAUACUAAGUCAAAAGUUUAAAAUAA